AUGUUGAUACGAUCAACGUUUCUUCUUUUGGUAUUAAUAACAACAAUUUCAACGAAUUCAUUCAUUGAAAAUUGGAAGAAUAAAUUGAAAAAAUUAAAAACAGAAACAAAAGAUAAAGUUACUGGAAAAAUACAAGAAAAAUCUCAAUGUCCAAUAGCUUGGCAAUAUUUUGCAGCAUCUUGUUAUUGGAAAUUUCCUAUAAAACGUUCAUGGUCUGAAGCACGAAAAGAAUGUGCUAGAUUUCGAGCUGAUCUUGUUGUUAUUGAUAGUGAUAAUGAAUUUGAUUAUAUUGCAAAAAAUGUUACUGAUUUAAGAGAAGAUUUCUAUGUUGGAUUUCAUUAUUUUAAUGAAUCUUGGUCAUGGAUAAAUGGUCGAGCUUUAUCAGAAUAUACAUAUUAUACAGAAGAAGAUUUAUGUGAAGAUCGUUUACCAGUUGAACCACGUCAUCGUUCAUGUGGAAUUCUUGAUCGAGCUCGUCGAGGACGAUUAUGUAUGAAUGUUGAUGUAUGUGAUAGAAAAUUAAAUUUUAUUUGUGAAAAAGUUGUUGAUCGAUGUAGUUCAUUAAAUGAUAUAUGUGGUAAACAUGGUCGAUGUGUGAAUACAGAUGAUGGACAAUUUCGUUGUGAAUGUCAUUUUCUUUUUAGUGGAAAUCGAUGUCGAUCAAUGAGUCAAGAAGGUAGUCAAGUUAUUAUGGCUGCAAUAUUUGUUAUUACUGCAUGUAUUGCACCAAUAUUUUUUCGAUCAAUAUAUAGAAUUGACUAUGGACUCCCGAAACAUAAAAUUGAUCAUCAGAAGAAACAAGAAAAGAAUCUUGAUAAUUUCUUCAAAUUAAUUUCGAAUAUUCCAUAUUCAAAUAUAUGUAAUUCUUCAACAUUUAUAAUUAUAUUCAGUACAUUUUUAAUAACAACAUUUUGUUUAUCAACAAUUCCAUUUGUUGAAUAUCGUCUUUCACUUUCAUCGAUAUCAAAUAAUAGCAAUAUAACAUUAACACAAAAAUUAAAUUCAACAUUUCAUCGUUUAUAUCAAUGUCGACAAUUUGAUAAUUAUGUUUGGCAAAAUUUUGUUUCAUUACCAUUAGCAAUUCUUGUUACAUUAAUAUGUUCAUGUUUAAAAAAACGUGACACUUUUUGUUUACAAUUUUGUCAUGGACGACCAUCAUUACCAAUGCCAUUUAAUUUAUUUGAUAAACGACAACGUCAUGUUGUUGCAGCUAUAUUUGGAAUAUCAGCAAAUGAAGUAUUAAAAAUUCUUGAAGAACUUCUAGUUCGUCUUAAUACAAAACAUAUUGCAAAUGAUGAAGGAAUUAUUAUUGAAUUAUUGAAAAGAAUUGGAAUUGUAUUAUUAAUUGGAAUGAGAUAUUUUCCAUUAUUAGUUAGUGUGAAUAUUCCGCAUCCAAUUGCUUAUGGUCUUGGAUUGAUAUACACAUUUAUUGAUGGUACAUAUACAUUAAUAUAUACAAGUUAUUGUUCUCGUUUUUCAUUAUUUCGUUUUGGUCGAACAUUACUUUUACAAACAACAUCAAAUGAAUUAACACAAUCAGAUUUAUUCUAUGUUAUAUUCAGAAAUUUACCACAUUUUACUUUAAUGUCAUUUGUAUUUGUUAAAUUUUUAUAUUUAUUAACUCAACAAUUAAAAUGUCAAUGUUGUCAACAAUCAACAAUGAUUUCAAAUCAUAAUAAAAAUGAAAAAAAUCAUCAAGUAUCACUUGUGUCAUCAACACUUUCAAUAGAUUUAUUAAAACCUGAUUAUCAAACUAAACCAGACUUUUAUUAUACUGAAGGUAAUACAAAACAAAACAAUUUUAUUUAG
Molecule: messenger RNA, 1809 nt
Organism: Adineta steineri
Lineage: Eukaryota; Metazoa; Rotifera; Eurotatoria; Adinetida; Adinetidae
Source: the annotation of a GenBank genome assembly